AUGGCCUCGGCGACAUCUGCUGAACUCAAAUCGGCCAUCUACCAUUGUCCCAUCAACGCUAGCUCUGAUCCAACACCUGUGAAGCCGCCAUCACAGGAAGCUCAGUACAUUACACAGGUGCCUAGGUCGCCUUGCAUCUCGCAGAGAGUCGACCUCGGUACUGUUUCGCAAACGGGCUCUGACGAAGUCGUCCAAGAUUCUCUUGAGUAUCAACGUCCAGCGCCUGUCCGUCGGCCCAGCACUCUACUCAACUUCCUCGAGCCUAGUGCGCCUGUUCACAACCAUCGGCCUGUCAAGGACUCGUGUGAGGAAGAGGUCAUCACCUCGAGCCAGCCAGCCCCGGUUAUCCUGCUGAGCUCCAUCGGAGCCCCUUCACAGGAGCAGCCACCUUCAGGAAACCACACUAUCGAGCGGGAUUCGGUCCAAAUUGCGCCGCCAGAGAACCUAUCACCUGAAAGCAACCAUCAGGAAGACUCAGACCAACCGCAACCUCUGAUCUCAUCUCAACAAAACGCUAUUACAGAGGCUUCGACGCAAGCACACGGUCUUGUACACGUUGAGGCAGCAAACGACGACGAAGACACAGCAGACUGUAUCACAGUCCGUCCUCGACCUGCCACCCCACCUGCCAAGCUAGACACCAGAACGAUUAGCUCUGCUAGAAUACCAUCUGAUUCUCUUGGGGUCGAACAUAUCAAUAGCGCAACUCCACUGAAUCGUACCGGAUCUUCCAACCUCAACGUUUCCGCCACCACUGGUCCCUCUACGCCCAGCAUGCCACCUAAAUCUUCGACUGACAAGAGCACCACCUCCGCGAGCCAAGCCCGAAAAGCAGCCAGCACAACUUUCAAGAAGUCAUCCAAACCUGCCCCGCCUCUUCCUGAUAUCGUCAACCAAGGCGAAACGUCGUCCAUUGCUCUUCUUCGACAGAAGAAGGCCGGGGAGACCAGCCAGACAAACACCACACGACAAGUAUCAGNNAGGCUGUGCCCAAGGCUGUCCCCAGAACUAAGAUUUCUCAGAAGACUUCAGCGCGGCCUUCUCAAGCCCCUGCAACUAAGCCUGCUCCCAAACCCGCACAACAACACCAAAGGUCGCGGCGAGUAUGACUUCUCGCCAGAUCCAGAUGUCGAUGAACAGUCUACCGUACUACAGCGUCCUGAAAAAGGAAAUCCUAGAUCGACCAGGGCCACAAAACCAACAGCUGCAUCCAUAACCCCCAGCAAGAAGCAUGUCAAAAGUCAGCCUAAGAAAAAGACUGCCAAGGUUCCAGCCAGUGAUGAGGAUGAUGAAGAUGAUGACGAUGAGGAAUAUAACGCACCCAAAACGCACAGGUCAAGAGCAGCCACCACGACGCGAGCAAGUACACGUGCUCAGACGCAAAAGGUCACCAAGAACGAUGGGCUCAACGUUUCCACUCGAAACGCUACAGCAAAUGAGGCCUCGAAGAAAGGGAAAUCUGUGUCACAAAAGACCGUACCGCCAAAUAGAGGAGAAGAGAUUGAAGACUUCGAGGACAGUGUGACUCACAUUAAUUCGGAAGGUGCUACUGGACCACAAUUCGCAACUCAAGUCCAGCCAGCGAUAUUUCCCAUAGUCGAGAAAGCGAAACCUCGACGCAGGACAGAAAAAGAGGCACAGCUCAUGCAAGCCAUCUCCAUGNCCGCAACUCCAGCCGUUACUCGGCCCAAGGGAAGAAAGGAAGCCCCCAUCCAAAAGAAACCUUCGAGUCCAGCGUAUGAACCCAUACCUCAGCAAGGCACCACGCAACGACAUCCCGUGAAUAUCGAUGACGAGGAUCUGAACCAAGACGAUGAAGAUGCCAUGAACCAAGGUCUCGAUGCCAGCUACAGCAAGAUCAUUAAUGAGGUGAUGAGCCAGAACACACAGGAGAAGCAAAAACNNUCCCCGACCACAAAUCGGCCUCUCGAGUUCCAAUUCGAAGUUGCCCACGAACCACCAACCCGGCCGUCUGUAGCCCAUACAGAUGACAGCCACUCCGGUAUUGACUCGUUGGCGCAGGAGCGUGCCCAGCGCAAGCCAAACCUCGUAGGCUUCGGAGUCAACGGUCCCAGAAAUCAGGGAUCGCGACACAGCAAGAAACCUUCCAUCCAUGACCCACCGUCCAGAGAAGCCUCUUCUCCAGAUGUUCAUCAGUUCGUUACAGAAGAGCUACCGGCCACCCUCGACGAAACGUCUGGUUCAAACUUAAAGUCAAACAAGGGACUCAACUUCGAUGCCCCUACAAUCCCUGCUCAUGCUGACACUGUCGCUUCUUUACUCUAUACUACAUCCGAUCAAAAUCCUGCGUUUGAACCAAAAGCAGCAAGUGGUCACCCUCGCAAAACUGCAGUGAGUGUUGAGGUCUCUGCAGGCAAAGGCGCGAGAUCAGCAGGAUCUGAGUUAUCAAUGAGACCAAUUGUUGAUGAUCACAAUCGUCCGAACACUCGAUCGAUGAGAGCCCUUACAGAAGAGAUGCCCCUGAACAAGAAGCAGACGGUUGUUCAAUCCACAGAUCAGUCUGGGCCCUUGGUCGAAGAUGUUCCUCAACAAAUAUCCAAGGAGCCUAGAAAACCUGACGAGAGGCUCCACAGAAACAAAGUCACGACCAAGUCUUUGGUACCGCUGGUGAAUGAGAGUGCACAAACCGAGUCUGACAUUGCAAGAGAGCCGACUCCCGUCGCCUUGGAGAAGUCGGUCGCCAAACCGUACACCCAAGCUUUGUCUACCCAGGAUGAUGCAACAGUGUCCCCUGAGAUUAUCCAGCCGCCACGUAUCGACAGACCGUCUAAGGCAAGUGGCAGUAAAACAUUAAUGCCCCCAGCAGAAGAUGGUCAGNGGAAGAUUACAAGAAGGAAUCUGCAAGUCAGCCAGACGGUACUGCCUGAACUCGAUCGAAAGCGGCCGUCUACUGAGAUGACUGGAGAACCUGCCAAACGUUUGAGAGCAGGCACUCGAGAUUCCCACAUUCGAUCGAUACAACCACUAGCAGCAACAAAUCCUGUCGUGCGAAGACUCUCUCAGGUCAAUGACAAUGGAUCUCCUAUCCCGUACGGAGAGGAUGCGCCUCGAGAGUCACCAAUGAUUCCUCAAGCAAGACAGAACAGGACGUUCGCUGCUUUACUCCCGCUUUCUUUCUUGACGUGUCAGACUACAGAUGACCCCUUCAUCCGAGUCGGGGCAUCGAAGCGUAAAGAGGCAAUCAGAUCAGAAAGUCCCUUGGAGGAGAUGCAUGCUCCACCACAGUAUUCCACAGGUCAGGUUUCGCAGGCCAUCGCGCACGCCGGAUUUGACGGAGACGCUCUGGUGACUGCUGAAUACACGCCAAUAUUUGAGCUUCAGAAGGACCCUGUGGGAGACACAUUCGCGGAACGGCAGGGAAGUCCGCCUCGGAGAGCUCACACUAUACAAAGAACGCUUGGCCUGGUGGAAGCUCUGCAGUCAAGGGUAAUCUCUGGAAAGAAUGCGCAAGGAGUCAGAGGAGAUGAUGAGAAAGACCCCGAAGGCGACGAACCAAUGGAAGAAGACGAUCUGGACAAGACACUUGUGAACGAAAGCUCGGAUGAUGGAGACGAUGAUGAUCACGAUGGCUCUGAAUCACGAGACUCGUCGGAUACAGAUGGCGAAAACGAACCGAAGAGCGCUCUGUCAAUGUGGAGAGAUGCGCUAGAAUCACACCAAGGAGAUGUCUACGAUCAACUGAUACGCAUAGCUCGUCGGUUGACGAACCAUCUGAAGGAUCAUGAGUCUGCUAUCAAGGACAUCAGCAACGACUACGAGAGAUAUGGAGUGAAACUCAUUGAGCGUCUCGAAAAGGACAAUGAAGCAAGACUCGAGCAGUAUUGCAUCAAGCGGACCAAGAUGCAAGAGAACUUUGUCAGGGGUCUUGAGCAAGCGCGUGGAGACCUCCGCAAAGACAUGAAAGACAUCGAAGCUAGCAGUGGGAGAUAUGUCAAGACGCUAUCGAAGCAAGUGGAUGCCAAGGGAAGACUGGAGCAGAUUUUGCAAGCUUAUCACCAGUGA
Molecule: messenger RNA, 4023 nt
Organism: Aureobasidium vineae
Lineage: Eukaryota; Fungi; Ascomycota; Dothideomycetes; Dothideales; Saccotheciaceae
Source: the annotation of a GenBank genome assembly